Octodon degus (degu) is the source of this 546-nucleotide messenger RNA. RefSeq names its product mannosidase beta like (gene Manbal). The coding region runs from base 131 to 388 and encodes 85 amino acids. Lineage: Eukaryota; Metazoa; Chordata; Mammalia; Rodentia; Octodontidae. The transcript has 3 exons. The record is from RefSeq and is a predicted model, not a curated record. Gene Ontology annotation, cellular component: membrane.
GUACGUUUUGCCAGGUGAUCGGAUUUUCGCGGUGCUCGGGGUUGGAGCGGCAGCGGGGGCUGAGAGAAAGGAAGCUGGCUCUGAAGAGUGGCAAAUAAGAGGAGACUUCAGGAAACAGACAGCUUGGAUCAUGGCCUCUGACCUGGACUUCUCACCUCCUGAGGUGCCUGAACCCACUUUCCUGGAGAACCUGCUGCGGUAUGGACUCUUUCUGGGGGCCAUCUUUCAGCUUAUCUGUGUGCUGGCCAUCAUCGUACCCAUUCCCAAGUCCUAUGAAGCGGAGACAGAACCAUCUGAAGCCAGAAGUGCAGAGGUAACAAGGAAGGCCAAGGCUCCUGUUCCUUCUGCCAGCAAGAGGCCCAAGAAGGAGACCAAGAAGAAGCGGUGAAGCAGAGGCCUGAGGAGCCAGGCAGGCCUGGGGGCAGUCCUCCUGGGAAUCAGCAUCUUGUUUCUUCUCCAUCCCAGGCUCGGUGUCUAGAGGCUGUGACGCCCUCUGACCACAAAGAUCUAGACAGUCAUGACGGUCCCAGGCUUCAGCUGGACAGA